Messenger RNA from Gorilla gorilla gorilla (western lowland gorilla), 3543 nucleotides. It is a transcript of the gene GIN1, whose product is annotated as gypsy retrotransposon integrase 1. Gene Ontology annotation, molecular function: nucleic acid binding. Gene Ontology annotation, biological process: DNA integration. Lineage: Eukaryota; Metazoa; Chordata; Mammalia; Primates; Hominidae. The record is from RefSeq and is a predicted model, not a curated record. The coding region runs from base 83 to 1651 and encodes 522 amino acids. The transcript has 8 exons.
AGUUCCGCUUCCGGCAGCGCGAGAUAAAUCACGAGAGGAAGCUUAAAUCUGUCGUUUGAAUUUAGGACCACCUCGGUUCACAAUGGUCCGUAGUGGAAAAAAUGGUGACCUUCAUCUUAAACAGAUUGCAUAUUACAAACGAACUGGUGAAUAUCAUCCAACGACACUGCCAAGUGAGAGAAGUGGCAUAAGAAGAGCAGCAAAAAAAUUUGUCUUCAAAGAAAAAAAGCUGUUUUAUGUUGGAAAAGACAGAAAACAAAAUCGUUUGGUAAUUGUUUCAGAAGAGGAAAAAAAGAAAGUCUUAAGAGAAUGCCAUGAAAAUGACAGUGGAGCUCAUCAUGGUAUAUCCAGGACCCUCACUCUGGUAGAAUCCAAUUAUUAUUGGACAUCUGUGACCAAUGAUGUCAAACAGUGGGUAUAUGCUUGUCAGCAUUGCCAAGUGGCAAAAAAUACAGUUAUUGUAGCACCAAAACAGCACCUUCUCAAGGUGGAAAAUCCAUGGAGUUUAGUUACUGUUGAUCUGAUGGGGCCUUUUCAUACAAGCAACAGAAGUCAUGUAUAUGCUAUAAUCAUGACAGAUUUGUUCACCAAAUGGAUUGUGAUUUUGCCUCUAUGUGAUGUUUCAGCAUCAGAAGUUUCUAAAGCUAUUAUCAAUAUAUUUUUCUUAUAUGGACCUCCUCAGAAAAUAAUAAUGGACCAAAGAGAUGAAUUCAUUCAACAGAUCAAUAUUGAACUGUACAGAUUGUUUGGCAUAAAGCAAAUUGUAAUUUCUCACACCUCUGGAACUGUUAACCCAACGGAAAGUACACCUAACACAAUCAAAGCAUUUCUCUCCAAACACUGUGCUGACCACCCAAACAAUUGGGAUGAUCACCUAUCAGCUGUUUCAUUUGCCUUCAAUGUAACUCACUUGGAACCUACUAAAAAUACACCAUAUUUUCAAAUGUUUAGUCGAAAUCCUUAUAUGCCUGAGACUUCAGAUAGUCUUCAUGAAGUGGAUGGUGAUAAUACAAGUAUGUUUGCCAAAAUUCUAGAUGCAAUUAAAGAAGCUGAUAAAAUAAUGGAGAAUAAGACAACUUCACUGGGCCAGAUGGAGAACAACAAUUUGGAUGAACUAAAUAAAAGCAAGAUCAUUGUUAAAAAGAAACCCAAACAAUUAAAUCCAUUUCAUUUAAAAGUGGGUCAUGAAGUUUUAAGACAAAGGAAAAAUUGGUGGAAGGAUGGUCGUUUUCAGUCUGAAUGGGUUGGUCCUUGUGUCAUAGACUAUAUUACAGAAAGUGGAUGUGCUGUCCUGAGAGACAACACUGGGGUUAGACUGAAAAGACCUAUCAAAAUGUCCCACCUUAAGCCCUACAUAAGAGAAUCCAGUGAACAAGAAAGUCUUUAUCUCUUGCAAGGUUCAGUAGUGGCAGAUCAUGACUACAUUGGAUUGCCUGAAAUUCCGGUUGGAGCAUAUCAAGCAAAUAUUCUGGUGGAAGAUGCAACUAUUGGUAUAGUCGAUAAUGAAUUACUGACAUCAAGCAAGGAUCGUGAACUAUUAGAAUAUAGAAAUACAAAAAUCUCUCCAUUGAUAGACGAUCAUAGUUCUCUUGAAAAGCAGACUUUCAGUCUGUUGGACUCUUCAAACCAGGUUCUUGAAUACUUAAGUUAGUAAAUACCAAAAUUUAUUUGAAGUGCUUGUUUAGAAUAUAAAUUCUUAAUGAUAUCUUAUUCAUUAAAAACGUUGUAUAGAAGAAGUAUCUUGACACAUUCUUAAUGACUAUAUUCUGAAGGUUUAUUUUAUAGUUCUUAUCUAAAAUUAUGCCACAUUUGAAUAUCAGUAUACGUACAUAUGAAGGCAAAGGAAGCAUGUAAUAUAUAGAAUUCACUUUUUCUUCUAAAAAGAGAACAGGCAAAGCACCCCUACUUCUUUGGAAAUAAAUUCCAGCCCAAAUCUCUCAAACCUUUGUAUGGUUUUGGCACCGUUUCUAAGUUUUAAAUUUUCUGAAAUUCUCUACCAUUUAAACAGUAAGUUUGAACUACCUUGAAUGGAAUUGAUAAAUACUGAAUUAACUGUAACAAUGAAUGAAAUGAAGCUUCUUUCUGUUUCAUUAGAACUUCUAAAAACAAGAUUGUAUGAAAAAAUAUAGGGUUAUUUAAUAGGCUUUCACAGAAUAUUGGUAAUUUCAAAUUAUCUAAUUGGUUAGAUAGGGUCAGGAUUAGGGUCUGAAACUAUGUAUUGGUUGGGAAACAAUUUGUUUAUUUUCAUACUAUAUAUUAAAGAUAAAACCAUCGACCAGGCAUGGUGGCCCACACCUGUAAUCCCAGCGCUUUGGGAAGCCAAGGCAGGACGAUCACUUGACCCCAGGAGUUCGAGACCAGCCUGGGCAACACAGGGAGACCCUAUCUCUACAGAAAAAUGUUUAAAAAUUAGCCAGGUGUGGUGGCACAUGCCUGCGGUCCCAGCUACUCAGGAGGCUGAAAUAGGAGCAUUGCUUGACCCCAGGAGGUCGAGGCUGCAGAGAGCCACGCUCAUGCCACAGCUCUCCAGCCUGGGCGACAGGGCAAGACCUGUCUCAACAACAACAACAAAAGUAUCCAUUAAGAAUUUUUUCUGCAAUCAUAAAAUCAUAAAAUAACCACUAUCAAAGAUUUUAAACUGUAAUUUCUAUGAUAUUCAUAAAUAUAGAAUAAAUAUUGUUCAAUAAAUAUUCUAAAGCACUAUGAAAAGAACUGUGGGAAAAGUAAAAGAUGAGUCAAAUGUGUACCUCAUUCUUAUAAAGGACUUACUGUCUGGUAGGUAAUAAACUAUGUAAGCCAUGUACAACACAAGUUAAGGCAUGCUAAAUUGCAGAAGACAGGUAUAGAUAAUGUACUUAGGGAGGCGAAAAGAGAAGUUGUUUUUACAUAGGAAAUUUGUGUUUAUCCUUAUGGAAGAAGGAUCAUUUAAGCUUGACCUUGAAGAAUGUAUAGGAUUUGGUAAAUGGAUACAAAAGAAUUAGGGGAGAAGUAAUACACAGAAAUGGAAAAGUAUUGUAAUGAUUCAUAAAAAGGCAGGGCUUCUUGUUGUCUACACUGCCUCGGGUAUAAAGUGAAGAAGCAAGAUAAUGAGGGAUAAAGCUUAAAAGGUAAGUAGGAAACCUUAUGGAGAGCUUUGAAUACUAUUAAGGAUUGAUAUGUGCCCCUCCCAAAAUUUGUGUUGAAGUCUUAACCCCCACCACCUCAAAAUGUGACCUUAUUUGGAAAUGAGGUUGUUGCAAGUGUAAUUAGUUGAGAUCAUAUUUCAAUAGGGUGGGCUCUAAUACAGUAUUACUGGUGUUCUGAUAAAAGGGGAAAAUUUGAACACAGACUCAAGGAGAAUGCCAUGUGAAGAUAAAGGCAGAGUUUAAGAUUAUGUUUCUAUAUGCCAAGAAAUGACAGAGAUUGCCAGAAAACCACCAGAAGUUAGGGGAGAGGCAUUGAAUACAUUUUUCCUCAUUCCUCAGAAGACCAACCCUGUCAAUACCUUAUCUCAGACUUUUGCCUCCAGAACUGUGAGACAAUAAAAUUCUAUUGUUUCAGCCA